Oenanthe melanoleuca is the source of this 622-nucleotide messenger RNA. RefSeq names its product lin-37 DREAM MuvB core complex component (gene LIN37). Bases 35 to 622 code for a protein of 195 amino acids. Lineage: Eukaryota; Metazoa; Chordata; Aves; Passeriformes; Muscicapidae. The record is from RefSeq and is a predicted model, not a curated record. Gene Ontology annotation, biological process: negative regulation of transcription by RNA polymerase II. Gene Ontology annotation, cellular component: Myb complex; transcription repressor complex. The transcript has 6 exons.
AGCUGAUUAAUUUGAUUGACAGGCGCGCUGACCAAUGGGAGGCGGCGCCGGCGGAAGGCGGGAAGCGGCGGCGCCUGAGGGAGGCGACCCCAGAGACGCGUCCGGAGCCAUGAUGGCCGCCAAGGUGAAGGUGGAGAAAACAGAGCUGGAGCCCGUGGCCGCUCGGCGCCGCCUCGACGCCGUCCUGGAGCAGCUGCUGCAGAGAGGCCCCAGGGAGCCGCUGGAGGAGGAGCCUGGGAAGGGCCCCGGGGACCCUCCAGCCAAGGAGGCUUCGCCCAGCGCCCCUGGGAAGAGGCCCCCUGGGCGGUUCCCGCAGCAGCGCCGGAAGAAGAGGCGGGAGGGGGGGGAGGGGCCCGAGACCCCGCCCCCCAAACAGAGUGAGUGGGAGAGAAAACCCGAAACCGGAUCUGGAAAUUCCGGAACUAGGAUUGGGAAACCGGAACUUGGACCGGGAAAACCCGGAACCCGGAACAGGAAAACCGGAACUGGGACCAGAAAAACCAGAACUGGGAACAGGAAAAACCGGAACUGGGACCGGGAAACUGGAACACCGGAACCGGAUUGGGAAACCCGGACAUGGGUCCGGGAAAACCAGAACUGGGACCGGAAAAAACGGAACUGA